This is a messenger RNA of Porites lobata, 4044 nucleotides long. The record is from the annotation of a GenBank genome assembly. NCBI's taxonomy places the organism in Eukaryota, Metazoa, Cnidaria, Anthozoa, Scleractinia, Poritidae.
AUGAAGCUUACAGUCACUAAGGGUGCGCCUUUGCCAUUUUCUAUUGAGAUUUUGCUGCCUCAAUACAUGUAUGGAAGCAAGCCAUUUAUCAAGUAUCCUGACAAUAUCCCAGACUACAUCAAGUUGUCAUUUCCUGAAGGAAUCACAUGGGAAAGAACCAUGACCUUCGAAGAUGGUGCAGUGUGCACUGCCUCAAACGACUCCAGGUAAUCGAAACUAAAUUUGAAUAAUUUGAAUUAUUCAAAUAAUUGUUAAAACAAUUAUUGGAUGAGUAUCAUCUGAAGAAUUAUGAAGAUCGAGGGCGGUGUUAUCCAUCAGCCGAGGCGAAAAGUUCUUUAGGUGAUUCGAAAGCCGAAUUCAAUGAUUAUUUUAUUAUUCAUUCAAAAUAAUUCCCAGUUUAAACACAAGCUAAAACAUGCUUACCUUCAUCAAUGCUAAGUUCAUCUUUAAUUGCCUGUUCAUCGGCAAGUUUAGGAGAUUAAGGGUUAUUCAGUACUGCAAAUAUUCUCCAAAUAGCACAUGUCGUCUGUCGAGUUGUCUUCUUGCUGUUCUUGCUAUGUUUUUAGCCAGUAGUUCGCCUAUUUCUUCCCCGUUAAACGAGUCAGUGAAAUGUUCUGCCAUUUUGUACUCGGUAAGCACUUGUUUCCAUAUCUCAAACCUCCCUCUCCCUUUUCACUUACACUUACAUGAAAUGUCUAAGUUUUUUGACUCAGAGACUUAAUUUCUACUCAACAAAUGUCGUCAAAGUGCAAGUCUCUUCAAAUUUAAAAGAAAAAAAAAAUUGCGAAUCACGAGCAGGAAUCGAUCCCUGAGUGCUAAAUCUGUAGUCUCAUGCCCUAACCACCAGACCACCGAGAAGUCGUUGCAGGAACUUGGAGUAAUUUAACUAUACUGUAGCGAAAACCCUAACCCUAAAUAAAAGCUAACCGUUAACCCUAAUCACUAUUCUAAGUGUUUAACCCUAUUCAGUAUGGUCAGUGCUUAACCUAAAUCAGUAUUAUUAGUGCUUAACCCUAAUCACUAUAGUCAGGGCUCACUCAUAUAUGUAUACAUAUAUGCAAUUACUUUGUGUAGGCAUCACAAGGUAUCCAAGGGCGGUUUGAGAUAUGCAAACUACCGUUUACCGUUUUGGUUACCAAAACAACUCGGUUAAAUGUUCAGUUUUCUGGCAAGUAUGCUGCACAGUUUACGUCAUUUUUCACAUAUCGCAAAAUUCUUCCAAAUUUGGUGCACAGUAGCUGGUUAUGAUGAAUUAUGCCUGGGAUUUUAGCCAAUCAGAAACGAAGAAAUGUUUUGAAGUAAUAUAUCAAAUAUGAGAUGCAGUGUUUCAUCACCAGAUGAAAAACCGAGAAGAGAGUUGAAAAUACGACGCGCAGCGGAGUAUUUUUGACGAACUUCGAGGUGUUUCAUCUGGUGAUGAAACACUGUAUCGAAUGUUUGAUAUUUCUUCUCAAACAAAAUCAUUUUUGAAGGAGAAAUUAAGGAUGCAAAUACUAAGCAGUGUUUCAUCCGAUUUCCAAACACUCAUUAAACAUUAAUUUCCUUUGUAUUUUCUUAAUGAAUUAUUAAUGAGUUUGAGAAUGAAUAAUAACAAAAAUUAUUGGAACACAACAGUAGAUAUUACCUAUUACCUGAUCCACGUUGCUAAGGAGUAGCUAACUAGGGUUGGUUAUCAACCCUUGUUCAUUAUAACUGCAAAAAAAAAUUUUCUAGCCCUGUCAGACAACAGAUGUAGAUGUCCAAUAUUUCAACCACUGUGAAUGAACCAAUUAUGUUGACGAAAACACUAGGUCUUCUGUCAGUACAUAGUGGUGCAGAUAUAUGCAAUACAUGUGGUCUGGAAAUCGUCCAGUACUUUUCACCUCUCGAGACUUGCGAAAUAACUUUGAAUAAAAUGUCUUUUUUAUGAAAAAAAGACUCGUUGGCAACUGUUUCAUCUACGAUGUCAAGUUUCAAGGUGUUAACUUUCCCCGAGAUGGACCUGUUAUGCAGAAGAAGACAAAAGGCUGGGAACCGUCUACUGAGAGACUGUAUGAGUGGGAUGGGUGUCAGAGAGGAGAUGUCGACAUGGCCUUGAAGUUGGAGGACGGUGGCCAUUAUACGGUCAACUUCAAAACUACUUACAAGUAAGUUAUUUACCCCUGCGCCUUCACAAUUGCAAUAUAAGCAAAGCGAGACAUUUUUAAAAUUUACUUUUGUCUUAACCCUUCAAGAAUGAUAUCCAUAAUUUGUCAAGAGACUAGGUUAUGAGAAUUAAUAAAAUGAUCAACAAUGGGAAAAUGCCUUGAUCUUUUACAAGAUUCUCUCAACACAUUCUUUAUGGAAAUGUAUAGAGAUUAGUUUGGAGAAUUUGUAUGUGGAUAUUGGGACUUCAAGGGUUAAACUGUAAAACAAAUAGCCACUACUACGCAAUAGUGCUUUUCGCCUUUCAUGAUAGCUUGUGAUUUUGCACAAUCGUGCUUCUCAUAUUCACGUGGUUUUUUCCGACUCAAACACGUAAAAAACUCAGAAUCAGCUCGUACAGCAUAAUAAACAAUAAGACCACAAGGGAAAAAUAAAUGUACAAAUGGUUGUUUUAAGUGGUCACUACACAGCAUUUCUUCCACAGAGCCAAACGUUAGAACCUCGUUGAAAAGCAUUUUAUAAACAGUACCACAAGAAAGUACUGCUUAGUAGCUUUCAGGUCUUACCAUACGAUUUUAUCCACAGACUCGAAAGCACGUUCAGUCAGAACGAACCAACUGUGGUACAACAUAAUAAAUAGUACCACAGGAAAGUACGUAUAUACCGGCCAAGAGGAUCCAAUUGAAUGAAGACAUGCACUUUUUAGGAUUUCGUCCAAGAACUUAGACGCACGUAGCCAUGUCGCAACGCCGUUCCUCAGGGCUGUGCAUAAUGCACCCGCCCGAUAACGCCGUUCUAAUACUGAGAAGGGGAUUUACGGAGCAAGUUUAUAACUAAGAUUUAAAACAAGAAUAAGAAAUAGUAGAAGUAACUCCAUACAAGUAGGCUACUCCUGAGCCAAGCUAGUUGAGAGUUUGCCAAUUUAUUAUCGCGAUAGCUUUUCAUAUUGCUCGUCCUAACCAGUAUUUGAGAGCAUGGAACAGGCUAAAAUUCUCAUAAAGGCCGUUUAAUAUAACUGUACGAGAUUAAAACGACAAUGAACCGUUCUGUAAAAAUUGAACAGUUUGGCCAAAACAAGGCUUAAAUAUCCGAUUUCCUGAUAAUCAACACCAAACUACAAUUAAAACAAGCGAACAAACAUGAAGAGAAAAAGAGAAAACUGAUGGAAGAAGAAGCCGGUAAAACAUGGGCACCCAACGACAAUUUUUGGAAAAUAUCUGUUCGGAAGACGAUUUGAGAUCUAGAAUUUUCGGAACAUUAGUUGUAAAAAUUCUUGCCUGCCUGCUUCUCCUAGGAUUUGAGAACAUCUAAAAAUGGUAUAAUUGCCCAUUUUUAACGACUUUUUUCCUUGGAAAAGUCACGUAGAAUUUUCGGGAGCCUUUUUUCUGGCUGAAAUUUUCGAAAAGGUAGACUUUCAGCUACGAAAUCCGAACAGAUGAAAAAUUUUGGGGGGAUAAAAAUAUGUCUAUAUCUUCCGUUUAAAUACUAAAAUACGGUCAACAAUGCUAUGUUUAAGUGGUUUUGAACUAUAUUCUCGUUGGGUGCCCCUGGUAAAAGAAAAAAUAAUUGUUGUCUCAGUGUUUAUAAUGAUCAUUCCCGAGACAAGACAAAGGGCAAUAACCGAAAAUGAACGUGGAAGAGUAUUAAGGUAGACGUUUAUCAACGAGACAAAUUUUGUGGCUUGAUUUAUUUGCAUGGCAUUUUGAUCGAUUGUUAGUCAGCGUCUAUUUUCAACCUAACAUUAAUUGUUUGUUUGUUUUUUGCAGAUCAAAGAAGAAAGACUUGAAGGUGCCACCGUAUCACUUCGUUGACCACAAACUAGAGCUACUGAGCCACAACAUCGUUGGCACCAAAGAAGACUUUGAGCAAAAAGAAACUGCUCAUGCACAUCUUUCUAGCCUCAACUCCCUUAAUCAGUAA